Molecule: messenger RNA, 1489 nt
Organism: Chironomus riparius
Lineage: Eukaryota; Metazoa; Arthropoda; Insecta; Diptera; Chironomidae
Source: the annotation of a GenBank genome assembly
GCGUUGCGUUCACAACGAUUAAAACAUCUCAAAAUCUUUUCCAUAUUUAUUGCUUUAAACCAGAUAAAGUUGUGAAUUAAAAAUUGAAAUUUGUGGAAAAUCGAUUAUUACUUGUUUUAAAUGUUAGUUUAAGCAUCUUGUAUUGAAACGUGUUAAAACAAAUAAAAUAUUUAAAAAAAUAAGUUCGGAAAAUAAUGGCGGAUAAAAGCAAACCUGGAGAUUAUUUUAAUCGUCCCGAAAAGCUGGGAGCAUGGGUUGGAUUCAAACAAUUUUUAUGGAAUCCUGAAACAAAGCAAUUUAUGGGUAGAACGAGUAGCAGUUGGGCAAAAAUUUUGAUAUUCUACAUCAUCUUUUACGUUAUAUUAUCGGCAUUCUUCGUAGCAUUGUUUCUUAUAUUUACUUCAACACUGAAAGACGGUCGACCAAAAUAUGAAUUGAAAGAAAGUUUGAUUGGAGCAAAUCCAGGAUUAGGAUUUCGUCCAAUGCCUCCAGAAUCAAACGUUGAAAGCACUUUGGUAUGGUAUGAAAAACAAAAUACUGAUUACUGGGUUGAGGAACUUGAUAAAUUUUUAAAGGGUUUCAAUCCCAAUGAUGGCAUAUCUCGCAUUGAUUGCAAAAAGAAGAAGCCAGAACACGGGGAAUCAUGUGAAAUAAAUCUCAAUGCAUUUUCUCCUUGCACAUCUGAAAGAAAAUUUGGCUAUCCCGAAGGACGACCAUGCAUAUUCCUUAAGCUGAAUAAGAUUUACAACUGGCUUCCAGAAUAUUAUAACAAAUCAUCAGAGUUGAAUCAAGGAAUGCCGGAGACAUUAAAAAGUCACAUUAAAAGCAGAGAAGGCUCAAAAAAAGAUCUGAAUGUUGUUUGGGUAUCUUGUGAAGGUGAAAAUCCAGCAGAUAUUGAAAACCUGGGAAACAGUAUCAGUUAUUACAGUUUGGGAUCAGAACAAGGAUUUUUGGGAAAUUAUUUUCCAUUUAUGAAUAGCGAUGGAUAUUUGCAGCCACUUGUCGCUGUUCAGUUUUCAUCUGUUAAAACUGGAGUUCUCAUAAAUAUUGAGUGCAAAGCAUGGUCAAAAAAUAUUGCUCAUGAUCGAAGCGAUCGAAGAGGAUCAGUUCAUUUUGAAUUGAUGGUUGAUGAGCCCAAGUAAGGGAUAUUAAUGAAAAUUCUUAGUUUUGGUUUAGUAUGAGAACGGUCUUCAUUUUUAAAUAGCUUUAGCAAAAUUAUAUUUAUUAAAAAAUUCUGCAUAUAUGUGUUUGACACUAUAUGAGAAAACAAUUUGAAUCCUAGCUGAAACAAAAAUCAUAGCUAUUUGCUUCGUAUCAUAAAAUGAAAACACAAUAUUUUAAAAAAUCUGUCUAUCAGUCACUCUCGACAACAUAGCUAAUAAAAAUUAUUGCUAUUCUAAACGUAGGAUGAGUUUUUUCAAACAAUCUACUCAGUCAACUCAUGUUGUGAACACAUUUAUGCGAAACAAAAUUCAAUAAAAAAUAAAUA